CUACAAAAGAUCUCCACUAUCUUAUCCAAGGGAAAGGAUGCUAAAAUCAUAGUAAUGGUAGGUGCAGGUAUAUCUGCUACAUCUGAUGGCGAGCCUUUGAUUCCCGACUUUAGAUCUCCUGGAACUGGUUUGUUUUACAACUUGAAAAAACUAGAUCUACCUUAUCCUGAAGCUGUCUUUGAUAUUGAAUUUUUCAGAGAAAACCCAAUGCCAUUUUUUACUCUCUGUAAAGCCUUGCAUCCAUCUUUGGUUAAUUUUAUUCCUACAAGGUUUCAUUUUUUUUUGAAAUUACUAAAUGACAAAACUAAUUUAAUUCGAAUUUUUACUCAAAAUAUUGAUUGUUUAGAAAGAAUAGCAGGAAUUCCAGAAGAAAAGAUUGUUGAAGCCCAUGGAUCUUUUGCUUCAAAUCACUGCAUUAAAUGUAAUAAAAAAUACGAUGAUUCUAACAUAAUUAUUGAUGCUGUUAACAAAAAACAACCACCUCUAUGCACUCAAACUGGUUGUGAUGGCUAUAUAAAACCUUCCAUUGUCUUUUAUGGUGAAUCUUUGCCUGAAAGGUUUCAUACUUGCGCUGAUUCUGAUUUUGAUCAAGAUAUUGAUUUGGCAAUAGUUGCUGGGACAUCCUUAGCUGUUUAUCCCUUUGCAAAUUUAGCUUCAGAAGUUAGCAAAUCUUGUCAAAGAGUAUUAAUUAAUAACGAAAAAGUUGGAGCUUUCAAAUCACAUCCAAGGAAAAAAGAUAUACUAUCAAUUGGUGAUUGUGAUAAAAUUGCUGAUUCUCUUGCAGCUUUAUGUGGUUGGAAAAAUGAAUUAGAUGAACUAAUCUUAAAUGCUCAUACUUCUUUGAAUAAACAAAAG
This is a messenger RNA of Ascoidea rubescens DSM 1968, 855 nucleotides long. It is a transcript of the gene HST2, whose product is annotated as histone deacetylase HST2. Gene Ontology annotation, molecular function: histone deacetylase activity, NAD-dependent; NAD+ binding. The record is from RefSeq and is a predicted model, not a curated record. The transcript has a single exon. NCBI's taxonomy places the organism in Eukaryota, Fungi, Ascomycota, Saccharomycetes, Ascoideales, Ascoideaceae. The annotation marks the transcript as partial.